Messenger RNA from Paramuricea clavata, 5889 nucleotides. Lineage: Eukaryota; Metazoa; Cnidaria; Anthozoa; Malacalcyonacea; Plexauridae. The record is from the annotation of a GenBank genome assembly.
CUGACGAUAAGAGCAGACGGCUAAGAAAACUUACUUCAAUGACGUCACAAGGGCUAAUUCGCCCCUGCGAAUCUAUAUACAAUCUUGUCUAUACCUGUUUUGUACAAAUGCUGCCAAAAUCUGCAUAUAUACAACUGGUAACUGCCUUCAUUUUGAGCGUGAAAGAGAUUAAGUCAGCAUCAACAUUUCGUGCGAAGGCCCUUUGUCUAUCUGAAGGUUUGUUACUUGUGUUUUCGGUAUAUCACAAGACAGAAUUGGAAGACGGAUUUUUUGUUGAAUACUUCAUUAUCUAACAUCAGAUUGUCUUGGAUCAUGUUAUGAAGCCGCUGAUCACCUGAUGACACAAAUACGAUACCUUUAUCAAAUAACUUGAUUUCCGAGGCUGAUUUCCUGAUUUCUGCUGAGUUCAUCAUUCCUUGAAGAUAUCAGUUACAGCAGUCAGUUGCAUGGUAAACUUGGUAUAUUGUAUAAAGUUUGUAUUAAUAGGGAGUUUACGCAUGGAUAAUACGGCGACGUCAGGACGACGGCUAAACAAACUUUUUAAAAUAAAUGUAUUUGUCUUGUAUUUACUUUCGUAUGAUUUCAAUACAGAUACAGUUUCGAAUGGUUAAAACAGAGCUUUUACUCUUCAGAGCAAAUUUUAUUGCCGUUGUUAGAAAAAUUACCUGUCGAUCAUGGCUUGAAAUCGGCCGGCGAAAUAUUCGAGACGUGAAAAUAUGCAUUUUGCCGUUGUCAACAGAAGCUUGAACGACAUGACUUCCUUACUAUAGGCUUUUAAUUAAAUGUCAUUGUAUUGUCAGAAGUCGUCUUCGCGUUGUCGCGCUCCCUUGACUCCCUAUAAUGUAUUUAGUACCAUUUAUACUCAAACUUUGGAGAAAUUUGAACAUGAAAUCUGAAUAUUGUGAGAAUCUCAGAAUCAUGACUAAUAUCGUUAGAAAACCCCAACUAAAAGGAUUUCGUUCCCACAGUCCCAAUAUUCAAAUAUUUUGCUAGCAUUUUUGUGAAUCCUGAUUUCGAAAUCAUCGCAUGAUUUCCAGCUGAUUGCAAGUUCCUGAUUUCUGAACCUGAUUUCCAAGUCGAGUGUACGAGUUUCUGCCUUGACGGAUCUAGAUUUGCUGCAAGUCACCUAGUCGUGAAGUCGCCGCAAAUUCCUUACUCUUCAAGAAAUUACUUCUUCGUUCUAAACAAAGACGAAGGACUUUGCGAAAGUCUAUGACGGACCCGUCAACGCGCGCACUCGCAGCUUGAAUAUAUAUUAAUUAAACUACAAUCUUUGCCAGAAACUAUGAGACAGGUGCUGUAAUUCAUAUAAAUUGAAAGGCGUAGCGCCCAUUCCCCCCCGUUCCCCCAGUUCAAUCUUGGGCCAACAAAAAUCUGAUGUCUGGUUGCGAGACUCCAACAUUGAAACGGGUGGGGGGAGGGAGGGUGGAAAAGUGUAUCACGACUGAAAUGGUAUAUUAAUAUUACAACCGAAUGCAUGUGAAAACUAGAUUGUCCCAAUCUAUAUUGUCAAAGAUUGUAGCUAUAAGUGCAUACGGAUGUGUAUAAUAAAACUCUCAGGUUUUAUAUAUGCUACAACCGCCAAUAUAAUGCAUUGCGAAUACAGUCCAUCAGACUCCAUCUUAUUCAUAAAUUAAGAUAUACAUAAUAAAUAAUAAUCUCAGCGGUGUCUUGUCAUACUUCUAUAGUUCUAUUAUACAGCUAUUUCAAUUAAGGUUGUCCCCCGACCAAAGCGGAAAAGUCGAAUACGAGCUCGUAUUCGACUUUUCCGCUUUGCUCGGGGACAACCUUAAUUGAAAUAGCUGUAUAUCUUCUUUUAUCUGUUAUUAAAUCAGUCACAUGCAGUGAAGCAAGUUUUCUAUAUGACGUGUUUUUGGUGGGUUUCUAGUCGCAACAUUAUACCAUUACGAUUUACGACUAUAUAUCACCGUCCAACCAUCUCCAAUUCACAGAAUAGAGAUCGCUGAAAGCCAAAGUGGUCAAAAUACUUUGUCAAAGUUUCCUUGUUGACCGGCCAUACAGACGAGAAAAGUCCGUUGAACUUUGCCAAUUUUCUCUAUGACAAGUGCCCUCGUUCAAAAGCUAGAGCUUUAAACUUUUGGGCUAGAAAACAUGUCAUAGAAAAACUUGGUAUAGUUGACUACGAGACGAGCAAAUAGAUCUUGAAUGUCGUAUGAAAACUUGUCAUAGAAAACUUGCUUGUCUGUAAUCGGCUUUACAAGGCGGUAUUAUUAGGCUAUGUAAAAAAUACCCCGGUUUAUCGAUCAUCAAGUGGUAACAAAAAAAUCCGUGCGGGCGGGCGGAUUUUUUUAUUUUUUUAUUAACCAAUACAUUUAGUAGAUGCAUGGACGAAUUGGGUUCCGUUCCAAACUCGUUCAUGAGUUCUGGUCUCUGGUGUUACCCGGAGAUAUUUGAAGCACAAAGCUGUCAAGGAAUUCGAUAAUCUGCAUUUUGAUUAAGCGUUAAGACAAUAUCCUCUCACGCGAACACGAAUGUACAAGCAAAAAUACAUCACACACACCACAGAUUUUAGGUAAUAUUUAUUGUUUUCAAUUUCAUGCAUUCCAUAAAGACGGCAUCCAGAUGUUUAAAAUUAUCGAUAGAAUUUCAGGUCACCUUGGGUCAGUAUUGUGGCGGACAAAGCAAUUAUAUAGGUGGCAUGCCGUGGUAAACAUACAUGUUUUGAAAAGGUUCAGAAAUCCCAUGUGUGGAAAUUAUAUUGAACAUAUCUGUGGAUCUGUUUACUGUAGCUUGGGUUAAAUAUGCAUUUCUUGGGUAUUAUUAAUACUUUCGCAAGACUAGUCAAGUCAAAACCUGAUAGACAGGUAUUGUGGCUGUUUGUAAUUGGCUUUAACACAAUUAGGACUUUGUCCUCUGAGAGUUCUUAUUAAAUCAUUAAUUCCCUUGUCUUUGUGUAGGAAACAUCGCCUGAAGUGCAGUCGGAUCAAAACAUGAAACAAAAUUUUAAAAGUUCAGUCCGGUUUCAAGAUGAGGAAAUCUUGGCUGGAUUUAAAUUCAAGAUGCAAUAUUUGGGCUGUGGUGAAGAGCUCAAAUUUGGAGGCACUGACCAUGAAAUGGCGAACGUGAUACAUGAUAUCCAUACGUUAUAUGCGGAGAGAAAUACCAAGCCCAGCAAAGCUCGGACGGUGGUUGUAUUCGUAGACGCUGAAAAGAUAAACAUUUUCAACGAAACUGAAGAUGAAAUAUUACUAACUUUCCCCUUGGUUUAUGUAAAAGAUGUGACAGCAUGCCUAAACCAAGCUCCUUAUUCCAAAACCUGCGUCCUCCUAGCGAAAGACUAUAAUGACCCUUUGUAUAAGGCUUUUGUCUUCUACUGCAAAACCACAACACGGGCAGCCGAAUUUUAUCAUUUCACCAGAAGCGCUUUUCAACUCGGUUUUAAAAGGAUGGAAAAUGAUAGUUUAAAUUCCGGAUCGACAGCCGAUGAAGAAACGCUUGAGUCCUUGAGUAACUCCACCCCGAAUGCGAGUUCCACAAAAGCAAAUGGGCAGCUUCGAGAAGCGAAAAAUGAUGAAAUAGCCCCGGCCGGCUUAGACGAUAACGAUGGCGAAUGUGAUUCACUACAAAAAUUUGGAAAGAACUCCCCUGAAUCAGAAAAGCUUCUGAACUCUGGUACUGAAUUCUUACAAUUGAAAAACAAAGCGGAUCAAAGGCAGAGUAGGAAAUCUUCCCAACGGCAACAGACUGUUACAGUGCGACUUUCAAACAAGGAUAGCAGCUUCGUAAGACAUGAAAAACAAGAGAUAAAAUUCAACUUAAACCUUGGUGAUGAAAACAAUAACGCAAAUCCUUCAAAGAUUGGUGUUUUUAUGGAUACGGUUGGCGAAUCCCGAUUUCUCAUCCCGUAUUGGUUCAGAAAUUCGUGCAGAAAAUUCCGAAAAAUGUCCGGUCAACGCACGUCAUGUGAAACUGCUCAAGACGUUUAAUUUGAAAUGUUGCCAGGAUUGCAUGAUUUUGCGAAACAAUGUUUCGUAAACACCAUCUGUGAACAUUUAGGAAUUCAUGUGUUUAUGAAUGAUUUAAUUGACCUAGACGUAGUUGACAACCCGCGGUUGAGCUGUUUUGAUUUCCAACCGCUACGACGUUUGAUAAACAGAAAACGUGAGUGUUGCAAUGUUUUCAAAAAGAACACUAGUAAUAAAAUUGAUUUUUGAUUAUUUUGCUACCAUAUGUGCAUGAAUAUUUAGGAACUGAUUAAAUUAAUUGAUAGUGAUCGCUGAUAACCAGUUGAGAUUUCAGUCAAUGUCUGAUGACCCGGCUAACCGCAAUGAUUUUUAUUGAAAAGCAGGGCUUGCAUAUAAGAUUUGAUUUAGACCCGAUGAGAGUGCUGUCACUGCACGAGAUUUGGCAGUCAUGGGACCUGUUCUUAUUAAUGUUUUUCCAACACACUGAUGUAUUUUAUUCAGUUAUUGAAGUUAAAACGUAGUUAGAACACUCACUAAACCUGUAUUUUGUUAACUCUUGCAACAAUGCGUGGCUGCCAACUCUUAUCAACUCUCAUCCUUGUUUGAUUGGGAAUUAUGAUCUGGAAUUUCGGUAAAUUUCAAAAUCCUUUAUAUAUACGACCUACGAUUUUAUGUUCAGACGGCUUCAUCCGAGGCUUGAUCGUGUACAAAAUGUUCAAAAUUUUGCUUAUUUGAUAAUAUUUCGAUCGACAAUACGGUUGAGUGAAUCGCGAGGUGAUCAUUGCUUCGUUAUGCCAAAAAGUAAUUGUUUUCAAUCUCGACUGGCCGUACACUAUUAAUCUGUAUGAACAUGAACAAUAAGUUUAGCCAAGCUACCAGAGUCAGACCAUAUCUUGGUGGACUACAAUGUUAAUUAGGAUUAUUUCAUGAUUGACUCGGUUUUCUUUGAUGUACCGCGGGCUGUAUAUAGCAUAAUGCCCUUGAAUACCAUACAGCCCUAAUUAGUCAAGAAAUAAGCGAGAAAACUAGAAAAAUACUUGUCGAAAUCGAAAAAAAAGAAUAAAACUUUGUUAGAAAACUUCUUCAAUCAUGAAAUAAGUCAGUUAAUUACCUCGAAUGUCGGGCUUUAUGCUAUAUAAAGCCCUCGAACGCUUCGCGUUCUCGGGGCUGUAUAUAGCAUUAAGCCCUCCUUCUCGGUAAUUAACUCUUACUUAAUUAGUUUAAAGGCUUUCACCAAGGAGGACAGACAAUGAAAAUUUUGAAAAAACUUUUAGCAUAUAUAAAUUGUAAAUAUUUGAGAUUUCAUUUCGCUUAAUUCAAUUAAAGGACAUUGGCAGUGAAAAAUUAGUUCAGUUCAUUUGAAAGAACUCUUAAAACUAUAUAUUAAACUCUAUUAUAGAUUGUUUAUAUCUUGCUUAGUUUUCAAAUUAUUUCAACUGAAAAAAGUGAGCUGUUCGCCAUCUUGGAUUAUUGAGGAUAUGCAUGUUAAAACGUCAAGAGAGGGGGACGUUAAUAUUUUUUCUUGAGAGUAAGCGAUCAAUAUGGGUCCUAUUACAGGUAAUUAAUUCUUGCAAAUGGAAAUCCAGACCUAAUGCAAACAUCGCUCACCAUAUGCCGAUCCUAAUGUAAAUUGUAGAAACUCCUUGGUUGAGUUAUUUACGGUUCAGCAGUCGGCACAUGAAAAAUUUAAUUCGAUGUUUGAAUUAGGCCUAACAAGGCUUAACUGAAAUUUGAGUUUGGCUUAAGAGUUAAGGCUUUCGGCAGAUAUCUUAGACAAUGAUUGCAUUUAAAUCAAAGAAAAUUGUUUUGUAUAUUUUAGCAUUUAUUCUAUUCACUUUCAUUCUAAUUAUAAUUAGAUUUAAUUAAAAUGUGAAAAAGAAUACAAAUGAUGUAUAUCUGUUUAAUAGCAGUUCAGUAAAUAACGCCUAAUGAAAUUAUUCGUAUAUUAAUAUAUUAUUUGAAC